AUGGAAUCAAGAGUGAAGGAAGCAGAUCCUGAUAACGUCACCUACUCCAUCAUCAUCGAUAACACCACCCACUUCCUACAGCUCACCAAAAACCAAGACUUUUUGUCUCCAGAUUUUGCCGUAGUCACUCAUGAUGUGACCCAGGAUUCAGUGAAAACACACAAAGGAAAACCUACGUCGUGUCAUUACUAUGGACAUGUGGAAGGUUUUGAGGACUCGCUGGUCGCUUUGAGUACCUGCAAUGGACUCAGUGGCGUAAUUUUCAUCGGCAACAAGAGUUACGGCCUUGAACCCGCCUUGCAGUCCCUAACCAAUGAGCACCUCCUGUUUCCAAUAAACGACAGCAAAUCAGAGCCGUUUGUGUGCGGAACAGUUGAAGAUUCGGCUCACGGAGCAGAUACCCACAGGGAUGGCCUGCCAUUGACCUCAUUGAUACGGGAAAAACGAAGCUUGCCUCAGACCAGAUACGUGGAGUUGGUGUUAGUGGUGGACAAUCAAAGGUUUGUUUACAAGAAGAGAAACGUCACAGCGGUGAAGGAGGAGAUGGUGCAGCUCACCAACCUUUUGGACUCGUACUACCAGCAGCUGAACGUCCGUGUGGUCCUGCUGGGUGUGGAGAUUUUCGAAACAGCUAAUCCGUUCAAUGUGGACGGUACUGCCCAAGCUGUUCUACAAAGUUUUGUCAAGUGGAGGAAGAGCAAUCUGCUGCCGCGCAUCAGGAACGACAUGAGCCAGCUGGUCGUAGGAAGAUUAACACCCUACGAUAACAUGUACCUGGGCAUGGCCUACGUUGGAACCGUUUGCUCUGCUAGCAACAGCGGUGGAAUUAACGUGUUCAGCGACAACAGGCUGGCGUAUUUCUCAGUGGUCGUGGCUCAUGAGAUGGGUCAUAAUCUGGGCAUGAACCAUGAUGGUACAAAUUGUACAUGUGGAGGCGGUCCCUGCAUCAUGAGAGACAGCGUCAGCGGAUCCACCCGGUUCAGUCAGUGCAGUGAGAAUAGUUUGGAGGCGCUCCUCUUGAAGGGAGGAGGUGUGUGUUUGAGAAACCUGCCACCCCAGGACAGCAUCAUUUCACUGCCCAGAUGUGGAAAUGGACUCCUGGAGACAGAUGAGGAGUGUGACUGUGGCUCACCGGAGAACUGCACCAAUAAAUGUUGUGAUGCAGCAACGUGCAAACUCACGAAGGGUUCAGCAUGUGCUAUUGGAUACUGCUGCAAAGACUGUCAGAUUUUGGUGUCUGGAACCCCUUGCAGAGAAAUUGUCAACGAAUGCGACCUGCCGGAGUUCUGCAACGGCACAUCAGCUUUCUGUCCUUUAGAUUAUUACAUUAUGGAAGGCGUUACCUGUCAGAAUGGCACUGCGUAUUGUCACGAGGGUCGGUGCCAGACACUCGAUUACCAGUGCAAGCAGCUCUUCGGCCAAGAUGCAACAAAAGGCGACGAUAAAUGCUUCAGUUAUGUGAACACACAAGGCACCAAGUUUGGAAACUGUGGCUACACCGACACCGAGUCCGCCUACACUCCAUGUUCUCUGGCUAAUGCAAUGUGUGGGAAGGUGCAGUGCACAAACGUUAACCCCAACAAACCUCCGGCCGGUGCCGCCGUCAGCCUUGAGCCGAUUGAUGGAGGAAUCACAUGCAUAAAUGCUGACUUCAACCAGGGAUCAGAUAUUCUCGACCCAGCCUAUGUCAAGACGGGCACCGUCUGUGCUGAUGGCAAAGUCUGUAUGAACUUUCAGUGUACGAAUGUGUCCGAAUUCGUUAAGGAUCAGAAGUGUAAUGCUGUGGUGGACUGCAAUGGUAAAGGGGUGUGUAAUGAUAAAAGUCACUGCCACUGCAACAAUGGCUGGGCUCCUCCAAACUGCACUACAAGAGGUAGAGGAGGCAGCGUGGACAGCGGACCUGCUGAAAUAGAUUACUCACUGAGGGACGGUCUGCUGAUCUUCUUCCUGUUGGUGCUGCCCAUUUUGAUAUUUUUGAUUGUUGUUCUCCUCUACGUCUUCAAACGGGAUGCUUUUAACAGAUGCCUCUGGUGCUGCAAAAAGCCAAAGUAAAUGGACAAGUACAGGCGUGGUGUGUCUCCGUUUGCUGCUCCGUAGUGUCACAGUGGAACCUUUAUUUAAUUGACCUCUAUUUAACGGAUUUCGGAUUUAAUGGACAAAAUCUGGAAAACCAAGUGUCAGAUUGUUUAAAAUUCCAGCGAGAAGUGUACCAAGGCCAGUAGUUCAGUCCACUAGCUGGCGCAUGUCUCUCUGUUUACGUGAAUGAUUGGCUUUGUGUUGUCGGGAGGCUCGCUUUGUUCUCGCCCUUUUCUGUUUUUUGCUUAAUUUUUGCCGAGUUAUGCACCAGCAGGGCUUCAGACUCAGAAUAAUAGAUACUCAUAGGCAAAAAAAAAAACAUCUCCUCCACCACAAAAGGUAAAUGAAAUUUCUCCCCAGUAGUACAGUACAUCAAUUUUAAUAUUUAUUUACAGGUUUUACAUGACAUAUACAUUUUUGUUCAUUUUACUGUUUAUGUGCAUGUAAUGUCUGUAUGUUUUGCACUUUUGUGGAUCCUAGUGCUGUGUUUUUAUAUAUUUUGCACCCCCUGGAAAAAAAACCUUACUGUUUCGGACAAUCACAUUUUACGGACCAGUGCUCCCCACUUUUAGUUCGUUAAAUCGAGGUACUGUGUUCUUAUUAAUGAUUUUGCUAGCACAAAGAGAGUAAAAAGGUAAAAGUUAAUUAUUGUAGCGCUACCCAUAGUGGUGUCAGCACUGGCACCCAGUUCUGUUUUAAUCACAUUUAGACAUUAUGGCUUUACACAACAAACUCAGAUCACCUCUGAAAUUUCCAUCAGUGCUGUAGUGACAGUUUCAGACAACUGUGACAACAAGUGUUGAGUAGACAGUAUAAACUAAAAUUUAGACAUUAAAUGUCAUUUCUUAAUUAGUCUUAAUAAGCUCCAGUUGGGGGAUUAAUUAAAACAACAUUUAAUUAAAUUUCUCUCAACAUUUAAAAAGGUCGACAUUUUUUUUUUAGCUUUCUUACUGUUAUCAUUACUGUCAAGGUUUCUGGCUGGAAGCGGCCCAUCUGAUCAAUCCUACACAGCAUUCUGGGUUCUAUUCCCACUUCUGGUUACCAUCUGUGAGAAGUUUGGUUUCUCCUUCUGUCUCUGAUGGUUUCCUCUGGUUCCUCCAGUGUAACUGAGUGGCUAAAUUGUGCUUCCACGUUGUUGCCAGUGUUUCUAACAUGACUCUGUCUGGACUUUCUGACAGUUUGACUGGCUGCUACAAAACACAAACCUAUUAAAGUAUGUAAACCUAUUAUGAAGCUUUUGACUUUAACCACUGGUCUCAGAUAUACUGUAUGUUUAAGGAACUUAAUUAAACUGUCUAAUGUAUCUUAGCCUUUAGUUUGUAUGAAGGGAAACUGUCCAUUUAUUGUUUUAUGACAAAUAAAGCUCGAACUAUUUACUUUAAAUAAAAAUUUUUGCUAUUAUUAUGAUUAAUUAAAGUCAUUAAUUUGUUACACACAUGAUCACUAAUUCGUUUUAACAAGUGGAAAUGUGGAGCAGACACCAUGUUAAAUUCGCAUGACCUCUGCUGGUUGCUUGUCGAAGAGGUAACCAGUAGAGUCUAGGGAUGUAACGAUACUCUACCCACGAUGCGAUGCGAUUCACGAUACUGGGUUCACGAUACGAUUUUCCCCCGAUUUUUUUUAAACUGAAAUUGAAGACAAAU
This is a messenger RNA of Trichomycterus rosablanca, 3719 nucleotides long. RefSeq lists its product as uncharacterized. Gene Ontology annotation, cellular component: plasma membrane. The record is from RefSeq and is a predicted model, not a curated record. Gene Ontology annotation, molecular function: metalloendopeptidase activity. Bases 1 to 2052 code for a protein of 683 amino acids. The transcript is spliced from 18 exons. Lineage: Eukaryota; Metazoa; Chordata; Actinopteri; Siluriformes; Trichomycteridae. Gene Ontology annotation, biological process: proteolysis.